CGUUUCGCCCGAGAUAUCGACGUUUUAGACACUCAAUUGGACGUCAAUAUCCGAAAUGUGUUGACACAGAUCUUUCGAGUCUUAUCGGCGUUAGUGGUGAUGGCUUUUGUGGUGCCGAUAGUACUAGUGUUUGUGCUUCCACUCGGACUCAUAUACCUGAUCGUACAGCGCCUAUACAUUCCCACAUCGCGACAAUUGAGGCGAAUAGAGUCGACCACUCGAUCGCCCAUUUAUUCAUAUUUCUCGGAAACACUUUCGGGUGCGACCAGUAUUAGGGCAUUCGGUUCGGGCGACCGGUUUGUGGAUGAGUUCAACAAAAAGAUUGACUUAAAUAACACGAGUUCUUUUGCGACAACUUUGGCCACUGCUUGGCUAUGUAUUCGACUCGAAUUUUUAGGCUAUUUAAUCAUAUUUAUCAAUGCCUUAUAUGCGGUCCUAAACCGACACACAUUAAGUGCCGGCGCCGUCGGCCUAACGAUGAGUUACGCGCUCACAAUAACUCGUGCCUUAAAUUACUUGAUUAUUGUGAUCACUAAUUUGGAGACCAAUAUUGUGUCCGUUGAACGUUGUCUUGAAUACACACGCAUUCCGGUUGAGGCAUUGCAACGCAAACCCGAGACCCGACCUGACGACGGGUGGCCACAGAAAGGUUGCAUCACUUUUGAGAAUUAUAGCACCAGAUAUAGGGAUGGAUUGGAUCUGGUCUUGAAAAAGAUAUCAUUGACUAUAAAUGGGGGGAAAAGAGUGGGAGUAGUCGGCAGAACAGGUGCCGGAAAGUCGUCGUUAACGUUAGCUCUGUUUCGACUGAUAGAGCCGGUCAAUGGACUCAUUGACAUCGACGGCAUAGACAUCAGUGCUAUAGGUUUGUAUGAUUUGCGAUCCCGUAUAACAAUCAUACCUCAAGAUCCGGUGCUCUUCACCGGUACUUUGAGAUACAAUUUGGAUCCGUUUGACACGUACUCAGACUCUGAGAUAUGGUCGGCACUAGAAUUGUCUCAUUUGAAGACAUUUGUUGAUUCAUUGGAUGCCGGACUCGACCACAUGCUGGCCGAAGGCGGCGAUAAUUUGAGUGUCGGUCAAAAGCAGUUGGUAUGUCUGUCGCGGGCGCUGUUACGCAAAUCCAAGAUCAUUGUGUUGGAUGAGGCGACCGCUGCCGUCGAUAUAGAAACCGAUGACUUGAUUCAGAGCACUAUAAGGACUGAGUUUAAUGAGUGCACUAUUGUUACGAUCGCUCACCGAUUGAAUACAAUUCUUGAUUACGAUAUGAUUGUUGUGUUGAAUAGAGGAGAAGUUGCGGAAUACGAUUCUCCCAAAGCUCUACUCGAAAAUACCGACUCUAUAUUUUACUCGAUGGCCAAGAGUUCAGGGCAUAUCUGA
This is a messenger RNA of Medioppia subpectinata, 1377 nucleotides long. NCBI's taxonomy places the organism in Eukaryota, Metazoa, Arthropoda, Arachnida, Sarcoptiformes, Oppiidae. The record is from the annotation of a GenBank genome assembly.